Seminavis robusta is the source of this 2439-nucleotide messenger RNA. NCBI's taxonomy places the organism in Eukaryota, Bacillariophyta, Bacillariophyceae, Naviculales, Naviculaceae. The record is from the annotation of a GenBank genome assembly.
CAAUGAGAGAGUUGGAGGGAGUGACGGUCUCGUACUUGCUAGAGAUGUUUGUCAUUGCCACAGUAUUGUCGGUCCUGCCAGGGCCAGUAGAAAGGAGAUAUGGCGCACCGACAGACUGAUAAGCUUUCUCAGACCGCACGGUACCAUCACUCCACGCCCCAAGCUGUUGUGAGUUGUGAAAUUGAGUUUCUAUCUCGUGCAAUGAGCGAUAAGCGAGCGACGCGCACCCGACAACGCUUGUUGCGCAUCAACCUUCUGGUGCACCUGGAGCUCGUAACGCACACCAACGAAUGCCAAGGAAAAGCAACGACGACGAUAGCAUCACUAUUUGGAAAUUCGUUCCGUGUUGGCAGUCUUCCCGGUUCGGUCACAACGUACCAUGGUGCUCCGUCGUCGGCCUUUGAGUUUGGGCCGCAUUGUGGUGCCUUUUCUUCUGCUUGUCGUUGCUUCCUUGCAUCCCGACGCAUUGGCAUCUGCAGUGCCGAUCAACGAUGAUGUGACUGACAGCAGUAGGGACCACGACGGCAGCGAUAUCCACAAGUUCCUGAUCGAACUGCUGACUCCAUGGCUCGAGGACGAAAAAGAUGAAGAUUGGAAGCCACUCUUGCACCAGAUAGACGCUGAAACAUUGCACCAGACGAUGGAGAACCUUGGAAACAAAUUGUUCACUUCAAGUGUUAGCCAGGCUAGUGAUGACCGUUUGAGGGGACGACGAUCCCUGAUUCGAGACUGGACACCUUGUGGCUCCGUCAUGAACGUUUUUACAGAAGAGCAACUUGCGGAUAUGGUCACGGAUGAAAUAGCAGGAAUCCUUACCCCCACAGUUUCCGGCACAAUCAACUUUGUCCUUCGAAGAGCUCUGUUUCCCAGGAUCCGCCACGGCGUCAAGAUUUGGAAGGUCUGUGGCAGAUGUUCCGAUUUUGGGCCAUUAAAGGGAAAGGGGAUAAGUUGCCGUGAAGAGGACUAUGGCUAUGAAGCCCUGCAGUCGGGCAUCCUCAUUGCUCCCAUGCAAGAAAACAAAGACAAUGGCAGUCUGUCGAUUUUGCCACAGACCCGCCCCAUCAACGUUCAAAUCCCUGCUGGAGUUAUUGUACCCAGUCUAGAGGAUCUCAAGCAAAUUCAAGUUAUGGUGGGCGUCUUUUCCACUGCCAUGUCAGGAUUCUUCACCAUCAUGCCGGACAAAUUUGGAUACGCCGAAAGCAACGAUUACUUUCGUAGUCUGCUCAUCAGACAACCUGUUGUCACAUCCAUUGUGCCAUUGAUAUGGAAAGCCGAGCAAAUGGUUGCGCAGGAAUCCAACUGCACCGCCGCGACGGCAGAUGCUUUCUCACUGACCGGGUACAGUGAAGCGGGGAAUGAUGUGGUGUCAUUGGGAGAGGCCCUGCAUCGCAUGUAUGAAGACAGUGGUAUCAUCACUGACAGUGGAAGUUCUGUAAUUUCGGUCAAUUCAGGAGGGGGUCCCAUGCGACUGUCGAGCGUUGUCAUUUCAGACUAUGUGAGAGACCAAAACGAUGGCAAUGGCGGUGACAGCAACGAUCCUAUCCGCUUUGCCUUGUGGCGUUUGGCCGGAUCACUCUCCACCACAGUUGAAAAUGUGGCCAAUUUCAACCAAAGCCAAGAUAUGCUGGUGGAUGCUGCCGAACGAGGGCGAUUCGUGCGGGGUGACCGAACAUUUCACCUUGAUUACCGGAACGUUUUCGAGCAAGGAAUAAACGCAGAAACCAAAAAUCAUUUGCUCAACGCAGACCUAGUGCAAGCUGUGGAGGAAGCCAUAGCCCGUGGAGAAAAGGAACCCUGUGUCACCAACGUCAACUCCAAAAUUGACAAGUUGUGCAAAGCAUUGCAGGAUCAAGAUGUGGCCCAUGUAGUGGAACAGGCUCCGUACCCUGUGGCUAUCUGCCAUUCGAAUCAGGACAAACAUGUUUCAAUCGACAAUAUGCCCGACAGCAGUCUCAAUCCUAACAUCGAGCUGUAUCCAGCGUUUGGCGGCCAUGGUGUGGCCAUGGGUCCCUGCAUCGCCCACAUUCUGUUUCGCAUGUUCACUUGGGGUAGCCGACUGUGGAGCUAUGAUUAUGGACGAGACAAAACCAUUGCCGGUGGAUGUGAUGCCGGCACACCGUGAAGUGGUUUACUGGUGGGAUUUUAAUAAGUAAGUAUGAUGUGGUUCGUAGCGCGGUACGACUGGGUUUGAUUUGGAAAGUAUGCAGAAGAUGACGAGGGCAAACAGGUUGAUUGAAAAGCAAAUUUGGAUGAAGGGAGACAUCAACGAUGGAAGAUUUGACAUGCAGAAGGAAGGGACCCCUGGAAGGCCUUGCUGUGUGUGCCUUGCAAAUAAGGGUACCGGCAGCAUAGCACACACAUACGGUAGCUAGCUAGUACAUUCGAACCUGCAUAAUGCCCAACAUCUUUCUUAGAAUAAGAUUGACUUUUUGUGGUUGU